Molecule: messenger RNA, 837 nt
Organism: Rotaria sp. Silwood2
Lineage: Eukaryota; Metazoa; Rotifera; Eurotatoria; Philodinida; Philodinidae
Source: the annotation of a GenBank genome assembly
AUGGAUGUGGAAUCUGAACGUCGUAAUGCUCUCAUUUCUUUUGGAGCGUUAUCAGGUGCAGGAAUUAUUCUUGCCUUUAUACGAACAUGGAAAUGGUUUUCUAGAUCUGGAAGAGCAAUAAUCGAUUUACCAACAAUCGGCAAAUUUAUCUUGCAUAUAGUGGGAAUAAUUGGUACCGUUCUUUUGCUUGUUACAGCUGGUGUUUCACUUUACAGUCUUAUUAUGUUUAAAGUUAAAUUAAAUUGUAAUGCCAAUACUAUAUCGGUUUGGCGAACAUAUUUUGCAGCAAAUGAAUUUAAUGAGUUACAAACUUUUCGUCGUAUAAAUGUUUCCUUUCAUCUGUUUUUUGUUUUAUUGUUUCUUAAAGGGAUCAAUCUUGAAAAUAUUUCUUGUGCUCAAAGUGACAUUUUUGUAUUUUCAUUUGAUACCUGUAAGACUCAAUAUUUUCCGAUUUUUCGUACUGCUGUUGGCUUUUGUAUAUUACUUGGAACUGCUCUUAUUCAAUAUUUGGUUUAUACAAUUUUUUAUCAACGUAUAGUUGAAGAUAAAAUAAUUAAUUUUAUUGAUCUAUGUGCUGUAUCAAAUAUUAGUGUAUUUAUUCUUGAUGAAAAUUAUCAUGGAUAUUAUAUACAUGGCCGAUCACCACAUGGUAUGACUGAUGUCAAUAUGAAAGAAAUACUUAUAAAUUUACAUCGUGAAGAAAAUCGAAUGAGUGGUACAAGAGGUUUACAGAAUAGUUCAGAUGAUCAAAUAUUUAUUAUGAAAAUUAAUAGAAGUUUUCGAAGGCAAUAUGAAUUAUUAUUUCGAAAUUAUUAUGUAAGAAAUAUUAUAUUGUAA